This is a messenger RNA of Labeo rohita (rohu), 918 nucleotides long. Its product is annotated as olfactory receptor 51I2. Gene Ontology annotation, biological process: G protein-coupled receptor signaling pathway. Gene Ontology annotation, cellular component: membrane. NCBI's taxonomy places the organism in Eukaryota, Metazoa, Chordata, Actinopteri, Cypriniformes, Cyprinidae. Bases 1 to 918 code for a protein of 305 amino acids. Gene Ontology annotation, molecular function: G protein-coupled receptor activity; olfactory receptor activity. The record is from RefSeq and is a predicted model, not a curated record. The transcript has a single exon.
AUGGAAAAUGCAACAUAUUUUCACUUUAUGUUGUUUGAAAAUCUUGGACAUAUAAGAUAUUCUUUAUUCAGUUUGGGCUUUAUUCUGUAUUGUGCUAUUAUAUUUUUUAAUGUUCUUAUUAUUCUUGCAAUAUUUCUGGAAAGGACAUUACACCAGCCAAUGUACAUUCUGAUUUCAUGUUUAUCUGUCAACUCUGUGUUUGGUACAGCUGGCUUUUUCCCAAGAGUACUGACAGACUUGCUGUCUGAUAUACAUUCAAUCUCCCGUGAAGCAUGUUUCUUCCAGUCUUUUGUCAUUUUCACGUAUGCAGCAAAUGAGUAUACAAUAUUAAUGUUAAUGGCAUUUGACAGAUUUGCUGCAAUUGGCAAACCUUUACAAUACCACAACAUAAUUACACCAAGGUUUCUAACAAUUUUAAUAGUUAUGAACUUGACUUAUCCAGUGAUUUUACUUGGUAUUGCUGCUCUUUUAACUACAAAACUGACAAUGUGUGGAAACAAAUUGUUUAAGGUGUACUGCCACAGUUAUGAAAUAGUCAAGCUUUCCUGUGAAAACACUAUAGUUAAUAAUGCUUUUGGCAUUUUUAUAAUGAUUGUAACUUCUGUCAUCCCUUUGUGUUUAAUAUUAUACUCUUAUCUAAAAAUUCUCAUCAUUUGUCAAAGAAGUUCAUCACAGUUUAAAGGCAAAGCGUAUCAAACUUGUAUUCCACACAUAGUGGUCCUUUUGAAUUUCUCAGUUGCUGUUAUUUCUGAUGUUACUUUGAGUCGGGUUGUGACUUUACAUCUUCCUAUAGGGCUGUCAGUUUUUCUUUCACUGGAAUUUCUUAUUAUACCUCCCAUUCUCAACCCGCUUGUUUAUGCUUUAAACCUACCUGAUAUUCGCAAAAAAAUUUUUUACCUCAUAAACCCAUUAAAGUAG